CUGUGCCCCUCGGCGCAACAAAAAACCAGCCUGCCUGCGCGAGUGCGAACUCUCGACGAGGCAGCGACGAGCGAGACUCGUCAGUCCGGUGCGUGUCGCUGCAGCCGUAAGCUGGCGAGCGCCGAGUCUCUGCGUGUGUCGUGUGUGUGUCAUUCAUUAACCACCCUCAUUAAUAGCUGCUAUAGUCCUCCUCGCGCGAUUUAAAUCUCCUUAGUCUCGAGCAGUCUCGAUGUAACUCAUCAGCCAACAUCGCGAUUGUAACGUCAUUAGAACGCCUCAGUUGAUAGGUAAACAUAUUACAUAUCAUCGCGACGGAUAUAAUCUCAACCCGGUUGUUUUCAUCUAUACUGCCUGCUGCUGCUCUCUGCUGCUGUCAUUAUCUGUACCGUAGCGUUUUACCUGCAGCUCAAGACUCGUUACUGUUCUGCCCUCCACCAAUGAAUCAACUCGAGUCUUCGCUGCUUUAUAUUCGCACGUGCACAAGCAUAAUCGAGGGUAUCAUGAGAGUAUAUUUUGAGUGGAAAUCAUAAAUUGCUGACUAAAAAAGUGCUGUUGUAAUGGUUGUUUUAGUAAGGCUACAAACAGCAGAAAAAACAACUAUUACUAUACUAACCAGUGCAAAGCAAAGAAAAAAGACCAGGAUCAGUAGCUAAUAAAUAUUACAAUUUUAAAUAUUUAGCAUAGGUAUGACUAACAAUAAUUCAAGCUACAGCAGCAAUGGAGGAGCAGCUGAACUUUUUCAUUUACUUGAGUCUAACAAACUCAGUGAAGUUGAAGAAACAAAACAGGUUUUACACGAUCACUUUCAAUCAACUAAAGAUAAUUGGCUGGUACAUGGAUUAUUUGAUUACUAUCUUUCAACUGAAUCAUUAAGAGCUGUAGAAGUACUUUCUGGAGUUAGAGAGCCUCAUGAUAAACAUUUAUUUGAUAAGUUGACUGAUGUCUUAGCUGCUAAAGUAACAACCAAUGAACAAAAAGUCAAAACACUCACAUUGUUGGGACAUGUGGCACGACGGCAACCUACCUGGUUGUAUAAAUUAGCUAGUCACACACUUUUUAAACAGUUACUUCAUCUGCUGAAAGUUGAAGAAAGCAUAGUGUUGAUAGUAAGCGCACUAUUGCUGCUAAUAACUUUAUUACCUAUGUUACCUACAGCAUUGACACCGCAUUUGAAUGAAAUAUUUGAAGUAUUUUCUCGACUUGCAUCAUUUUAUUUUUAUCGAUAUGCAUCAAACACACCAGCAUUUUCAUUAUCAGCUGUAAGUUCAUUGAAUUUUACAAAUUGUAGUGAAACUGAACAACCUCAUUACCUACAUUUACAGGUUGGAUUACAAAAUUUCUUUCAUAGACUUUAUGCUAUGUAUCCUUGCAAUUUUGUGUCUUUUUUAAAACAACAAUAUAUACAACGAGAUCAAAUGUUAAUUUUUAAAAAAAUAAUUGGCCCAAUGCUGGAUUCUGUGCGUAUGCAUCCAUUACUCAUAACUAUGUCAAAAGAGUUAGAGACUUCUUCAUUAAGAUGGAAAAAAAUGGAACACCAUGACGUUGUGGCUGAAUGUAGUCGUUUUUCAUUACUUGAUAAAAUAAGUCGAGAUGAAACGGUAUCGCUUGCCAACAUGCGUUUUACGCCCGUAUCUGAUACAUACUCAUAUACCUAUACUCCAGUUAGCAAUUCCGAAUUUCCAUUUUCCGAAUUAAUGGACAAUUGUAAUAUACCAAAUGGUAACCACGAAAGCUUUUGGUCACCAAGUAUGUCAGUUGUAGCUCACAGCCCACCGAUGCCAGCAUCACUUCAAGUAACACCUUUAUCGCUAAUGUCACACAUGGAUACAAAAUCAGCACCUCCCACACCUGGUAUUAUUUCUAAUAAUUCUAACUUCAGUGGUCAAAUGAUUGGAGUGAGAAGCAGGACAUCACCUCCUGAAGCAGCAGUGGAAGCAACACCGGAAACAACCCCAGUGAAAGAUUUGCGUCAACCUCCAUUCCGUCAACUGCCAGUUGGUUCGGCAGCGGUCCGAGGUAUUUUCGGCAAUGGCACCAGUCGCACGUCAACUCCAUCACCUCACAGUUACUUGAAUCAACACCAUCACCUUCAUCACGCCUCAGUGAUUACUGGUAUGGGCGAUGGCGGCGUCUCUAUAAUUGACCGAAAGCUCGGUAAAAUCGUUGCUGAAAGGCAGGCAGUUAAACACGAAGAGGAGGUAGUUAGAAGAACAGCCACUCCUCCGACAGGUGAUUUAGUACAGGCUGUAUUAAAUGGACGAGUUGAUUCGCAGGCUCAAUUAGAAGAUCAAGAGGUAUCAGAUAUAGUAUCUUCGAAAGGUGUAUCAGCUUUUGUACCAAAAGAUCUACUCGACAAAGAUCGUCAGUCUUAUAGCGAUUUAUCGCGCCGAGUAAAACUUAAAUGCUAUCGCAAUUACCCCACGCCUCCUGUCAUUUCUGACGAGAAACUUCGUCGAGCAGAGUCGUGUCCAGAUUUAGGAGAACUAGAACGAGUAGCGCAGCAACAGAACGGCAGUAUUGGAAUAGGAACCUUCAGACCAGUUAAAUCAGCUGUACCGACAUCAAGUACGGCUACGGAAGAAAUCGCUACUCAAACAUGCGGGCUUCUGCCAUACGAGUACGUUUUGUUGGAUACGCAUCGUAGUAGCGAAGCCAACACUGCUACACCAGUGCAACAAAAUAUAUCAGCAAUUGGUGAUCAAAGAACAUCGCCAAGUUCCAUGCUUGAACGAUAUAUCGAGUUGUGUGCCAGAAGUGCCAAUGGAACACCAAAAAAUAAAUCUCGACAACAGCAAACGUAUUCCCGUCGCUCUCGACAAGAAGAUGAGAUCGAACAUAGCAAUGGUUCGUCGACGACUUUGCUAUCUAAUGACGAGAGUAAAGUUGAACGACUGAACCAGCAAUUGCAGCUUAUGCAGAUGCAAUUACAAUUUGAGCGCCAGAGGCGCGAGGUACACGCUGAACGUAAUCGCAGGUUACUCGGUAAACUAAGAGACUCACGAGCCCUGGAAGAGUUAAAUUCGUCUAUGACGAAUCGUUUAAAAUUGGCAAAAGACGAAAUUGAUUCGCUGACAAAAGAACUAAGUCAUACAAAAACUGAGUCGCGGACCUUGGAAAACAAACUUCAUGAAGCUAUUACUAAUUGGCAAAACAGGUGUAAAGAAGAACAGCACAAAAAUGUUCAACUACAGAAUCGUAUUGAAUCAUUAGAAGACGAAUUAAAAGACGAACAAAAGCGUGUUAUGGAAAACGUAAAGCAAACAAGGGCGGCUGAAGCGACUCUGUUUGAAGCUGCACAUCAAUUAAAAGAGGCUUUACGCGCGGCUAAUCAAAGUGAAGAACUGAAACGCGCACUUGAUGCUACGCAAAAAAAAUUCUUACUUCUUGGCGAGACUCAUGCUAGAACUUUAGAAAAAAUCAAUGGCCCAACUCAUAUGGCUAGACAAGAAACAGCUCUUCUUCAGCGAUCUUGGUCCGAAGAAGUAUCCAAUCUUCGACGUCAACUAGACCAACAGAGUUUACAACUCGAAUCGUUGAAAUCACGACAAGUAGAACUGGAACAUCGAGAUGCGCGCAAGGAGGUUCAGUUAAUCGACCAACAAAGAUUACUUCAAGAAUCAAAGGAAAAACAUACCUCCGAGUUGGAAGCUGUUGAAUCGAAAUAUAAAGCACAACUGGAAAUCAAUCUUUUACUCGAAGGUCGUAUUCUUGAACUGCAUGGAAAAUUAGAACAAGCCACUUACAAAGCAACGAGCCCGUUUACAAAUUCAGCUUCGUCAGGAUCGCCAAAGGAACGUUCACCACCGUUAUCGACGAGUCUAGCAUCAUCAAAUGACGGUAGUGCCACUCUUAUACCUGCGGUUGUCAACGAGUGCGAUGCUGCUGGUGAAAUUGCCAAUUUGCAAGCCAUAAUCGAGCCUAAAGAAUUGAUGCGGUAGUGCAAAAACAAAGUGUUGCGUGAAAGUAUAAGUGCGUGUAAUUGUAUUUAUGUAAGUAUGUAUGUAUGUAUGUAUGCAGAGAUGUUUUAUUAUUAUAAAAUUGUUUUUCUUAUUUAUUCUUAAUUGUGAUACGCGCUGUGAGACGUUGAUUCAAUGAUGUUACGAGAGACAGAAAAUACUUUGUUACAGCAAAAAUUGUACUAUUUGAAUGCACAUAAUUGUACUGUGAACUAUGUACCAUUUCUGCUACAAAAAGUGGCACUAGCCGAGAUGAAUUAGCAGGACGACGUUCGCUCUGAAUAAAAUAAACAUAUUUUGUGAGCAAAA
Trichogramma pretiosum is the source of this 4265-nucleotide messenger RNA. RefSeq names its product hamartin (gene Tsc1). The record is from RefSeq and is a predicted model, not a curated record. Gene Ontology annotation, biological process: negative regulation of TOR signaling; regulation of cell cycle; negative regulation of cell population proliferation. Gene Ontology annotation, cellular component: TSC1-TSC2 complex. Lineage: Eukaryota; Metazoa; Arthropoda; Insecta; Hymenoptera; Trichogrammatidae. Bases 687 to 3938 code for a protein of 1083 amino acids. The transcript has 14 exons.